UGUUAUCUCUGUCUGAUGGACGGACACAAAAACCACGAGACGGUCUCAGCAGCAGCUGAAUUCACAGAGAAGCAGAAGAAGCUCGAGGAGACUCGACUAGAAGUCCAGCAGAGGAUCAAGUCCAGAGAGAAAGACAUGAAGGAGCUCCAGCAGGAGGUGGAGAACAUCAACACUUCUGCUGACAAAGCAGUGGAGGACAGUGAGGAGAUCUUCAACCAGAUGAUCCUUCUCAUCCAGAAAAGAAGCUCUGAGGUGACGCAGCAGAUCAGAUCCCAGCAGGAAGCUGAAGUGAGUCAAGUCCUGGACCUCCAGGAGGAGCUGGAGGAGGAGAUCAGAGAUCUGAGGAGCAAAGACAGAGAGAUGGAGACACUCUCACACACAGAGGAUCACAGCCAGUUCCUGCACAGAUACUCCUCACUGUCAGCUCUCAGUCAGUCCACAUACUCAUCCGGCCUCCCGGUUUGUCCUCUGAGGUUCUUUGAGGAGGUGACAAAAGCUGCAUCAGACACCAGAGACAAACUACAGGAGCUCCUGAGGGACAAAGAGGAAAACAUCUCCAUGACGGAGGCUAAACCAGACGUGCUACCCCCAAAACCAGAACCAAUGAACCAAGUCCAAGAUUCAGCCUCGUCAUCAAAGCACGAGGAGACCAGAGAGAACUUCUUGCAAUAUACACGUAAAAUCACGCUGGACCUGAACACGGCACAUGAGCUGCUGGAAAUUUCGGAGGGAAACCGGACAGUAACAAUGAUGAGAGAAAGGGAGGACUAUCCUGAUCAUCCAGACCGAUUCGACAGACGAUGGCAGGUCCUCAGCAAACAGAGUCUGACCGGACGCUGUUACUGGGAGGUGGAGUGGAGUGGAGCAGGAGUGGAAAUCGCAGUGACCUACAAGAGCAUCUGCAGAGAAGGGGAUUCUGUCGACAGUUCAUUUGGAUUAAACAAGAAGUCGUGGGCUCUAUGCUGUGGGGAUGAUAGUUAUACAUUCUAUCACAACGGUAUAGAUACUCCUGUCUCAGUUCCUGAUUCCUCCACUAUAGGGGUGUACCUGGACCACCGAGCAGGUGUUCUGGCCUUCUACAGCGUCUCUGAAACCAUGACUCUGCUCCACAAAGUCCGGACAAGGUUCUACAAACCGCUCCAUGUUGGAAUUUGGCUCUCGCGCUCAACUGGAACCACAGCAGAGAUUCUGAAACUUACCUAAGCGACCUAAGAGACGUGGUGUGAUGGCAUUUCAGAGCGUAGUCCUUCAAGAGAGUUCUCCACAAUAAUUCAUCCCAUCAAAAUGUAUCAAGAACUCAGAAGGUGGAACGACAAAUCAAAAAUGUAGACUUUGUAAAGUCCAAAAGGGCACAAACCUGCUUAUAACGUGGUCACUUACUGAACAUAUACAUAAUAAAUCAAUUAUUAGUAUUUUAAUCUUGUUAUUUUUAAUGUUUUUCACAAAAGAGGGACUAUUUUAUACACGGUGUCAUGGUAACCGCUACAGCUCACUUACGUACUCUGUGUAUGAGGUCAUUCGACUGUAUACCAGGACUGGACUGAGUGAGUGUGAUGUCAUCCACUGAUGAUGGAUUAUUCCCAGAUCCAACAAAAUGAAGUCAAUUCAGUCGCCUUUUUUUUUCACAAUGCCAAUGCAGCCAUGUUGGAUCCAGAUGACGCCAGCAGGUAGUGAGUGGUCCAAGGCAACGUCUCCAUGGUAACCACUCUGGCUAAUCAGGAGUUAGCUUGUUGGAAGGCCGCAUCUCUACCACUUGAAACUGGGGUUUAUGUAAUUUGUCAAAUGUGAGAUGUGGGGACUAGCAAGCUCCACCUACUUUUAUUGAGGCAUCUGAUUGGCCAGUUCAUAACUUGAACUAUAUAUUCAUGAAAAAAAUGAGGAUAAUCAAGAAUUCUUAGAAAUAGAAUGACCAUUAGCUGUUUUUUCCCUUUCUGUCCGGAACGUCAGGGGGGAGGGGUCAACCAGUCCAGUUCUCAUGUACAGACAAAGUUUAGUGGAGAGAAAUGGUAUGUAUGCUGGAUGUCAAGUGAAGGAACUUCUUUUUAAUGGACACAUUGCAGCAAAUCAGAAUGAAGCAUUCACUGUAUACUAUAAUGUAUAGUGUUACAUGGAAACUUUUAAGCUGGUGCAGUUUGUAUUUAAUAUUAGUCUCCGAAGAACUAGAAAAUGGUUUAAUCUGGAAAAAUUUGGGGUAUAAAUGAGGUGAAAACAAAAUAAUUCAUGAAAAUAUAAAUGUAUAUGUCAAUGCUUUUUUGUCUCAUUACUAAAAGCAUCAUGUCGUAUGUCUUAUUCAUGUUAGGACCAGUACAAAUGUAUAACUUAUGAUCUGUUACCAGUAAUAAAGAGAAUGAGAGA
Molecule: messenger RNA, 2355 nt
Organism: Oryzias melastigma (Indian medaka)
Lineage: Eukaryota; Metazoa; Chordata; Actinopteri; Beloniformes; Adrianichthyidae
Product: tripartite motif-containing protein 16-like
Exons: 1
Coding region: 16-1203 (395 amino acids)
Molecular function (GO): protein binding
Source: RefSeq, a predicted model, not a curated record